Theileria orientalis strain Shintoku is the source of this 2508-nucleotide messenger RNA. RefSeq lists its product as uncharacterized. NCBI's taxonomy places the organism in Eukaryota, Apicomplexa, Aconoidasida, Piroplasmida, Theileriidae. The transcript has 9 exons. Bases 1 to 2508 code for a protein of 835 amino acids. Gene Ontology annotation, biological process: mRNA splicing, via spliceosome. The record is from RefSeq and is a predicted model, not a curated record. Gene Ontology annotation, molecular function: RNA binding; protein binding. Gene Ontology annotation, cellular component: precatalytic spliceosome.
AUGACAGACUACUGGGUUUCAACGAAGAAACAUUAUUGCGAAGUUUGCAAGUGCUGGGUCUCAGGGCACCUACAGAACAUUACCAGACAUGAGUCGAGCAUAAGGCAUAUAUCCACAUUGAGAAAUAAAAUGAUGGAAUCGCACAGAAGAAAGACGCGCAAGAAAAAACAAGAUAAAUUCGAAGAAGACGAGAUGAAGAGGCUAAAUACGAUCACUUUGGAAAAUCCAGUGCCUGCAGAAAAUAAUAGUACUGUCCCAUUUGUGAAUGAUCUCUUCGCUUACCGUCCUUUGAUUCAACCCACCUUAGACUUUGAAGCGGAAAAGAAAAGGAUAGCAAAAACGAUAAAUAGAACACUAGCAGGAUACGAAGAGCCGGAACACGUGGAUUUGAACUAUAAUCCAACAAGAUGGAUAGCAACAAUAGACCAGGACGACGGCUCGCUGGUGUAUUACAACAAUUUGACAGGAAUUAGAACAAAAACAAGGCCCAAGGACUUUGACGGAGUGAUACCAUCGACAGCAGCACACUUGACAACGAACUGGACACUGAAGUUUGAUCCCUUCAAAGGCCGAAGGUAUUACCACAAUAUCAACACAGGAGAAAUAAGAUGGAUAGACGAAUCAAUAACGAAUGAAAUGCCGAUUCUACAGCAAUAUGGAACACAAGGUGAAAUCAUGAGAACACAAAAUAAAACGGACAACGGAUCAUACAUACAUUUUAACGUAAAAUGUGAACUGAAGAUGCCAGAGCCACAAAUACAAGUAAAAAUACAACAAAACGCAAAGACAGAUGAAACAGAAGAAGAUGAAAACAAACAAGAAGAAAAAUAUGAACCGCCAAACAAUGAACUGAACAACAUUAGCGGCCCACUAAUAGGACAAUGGGAAGUAGUGAACCCGAGAGAAAGCGUGUUCUCACAUUGGGUGGAAAAUACAGACAUAUUCGUAAGCCCAGAACAAACACACCACCUGCAAGGUAAGUCUAAAGUUGAAAUAAAAGGAGUAGAACAAAUGGUGGGAAACGACUACCAAGAGGAUCCAAUAGUCAGCCAGAGCACAGAAGAAGAUGAAAAAAAAGUAAGUAACGGUGAGUUGAGGAAGGUUCUGGGAAGCAGACCCAGCAAAGGGCAGGAAAACAAGCUGAAUAAGCUGAUAUCGUACGAUUCAAAAUAUAAUUUUAAAGAAUUUAACCUGAAGCACGUGGAGAACCUGCUCAACAUGGAUUUUGUAAGUCUAGCUCCACAGGAAUACAUAAGAAUCUUUAAACUGUUCAACAAAAAUAUGUAUUUUGAUGAAAGAAUAUACUAUUCGAUCUAUAGGUCUCUGUAUGAUAAAAUUCCAUACUUCGACUUCUACGAGCUCAUAAAAUUAAUGGAAUACAUCACACCAUUUGCAGAAUAUAAAGGAAAUAUGGACGAAAUGGAGGUUGAUAAGGUGUGUACAGAGAUUAAAGACGAAAUAUUGGAAACUGAGAGCCCAUAUAUUGUAAAAUAUGAUUAUAAAAGAGGCGAAUUGGAAAAAUUGCAAAAAGAUAUAGUGAAAGAAAUAACAAAUAUUAUAGAAAAUAGGAUAAAAUUUAAUUUAAACGUGGAAAGAGAUAAACAGUUUAAAAUAAAUUCAACCUGCUUGAAAUCGUUAAACAGACUAGGGUUUCUGAGUGAAUGGAAAGUGCAUAUGCGGUUGUCGGAAGAAAUAAUAAGCUAUGUUUUGAACAAAACAAGCUCUGGAGUCAAAGGGGACUCAGAAAAGUUGACUUUAAAUCAAGCACUGGAGUCAGUCAAUAGUGUUUGUGAUACAAUUUCACAAAAAUGCAUACACACAAUGUGUAAAAAAAUAAAAUCUAAUGAACAUAAAAUAAAACUUAAAAACGAGUGGGAUUUGAUAAAUUUUACAGUAGUUGAUAAUGUACAAUUGGCACUAAGAUAUUACUCAAAGGGAGACGUACAAAUACUAAAAUUUAUUGAAGACUACAGUGAAGAAGUGGAAAAGUGUGUGUUUGUUGACUUGAAAUCAGAAGAAAUAUGUGAAUUGAAUCAGGUGUGUAACCUUUGUGCGAAUCUUGGUGUUAUUUACAGUAGAUUUGUGCAAUGUUUGUCAAACAGUGACAUAGUCGGAGAUUUAGACUCGUUUUUAUGUGUACACUAUAAGAUUUUAUAUGCAUCUAAGUUUCUAAAAUCGAUUGACGAUGCCCUUUUAAAAAAUAAAAGUUCCAUGGGUGAUGUGUACACUCAGUUAAGAGAAUCGUCACUAACGUUUUUCGUUGAACACAAAAGCAGACUUUCUCCGAAGAAUCAGGGUAUUCUGAUGAGUUUGAUCUGUGAAUGCAAUGGCGGUAACAUCCGUGGAUUUGAUGACGAUAAAGAGGCGGGUACCGCCCCAAAAUCAAAACACGAAGAUGACACGGUUGCUGUUUUGAGAGGAGUGCACUUCAACUUAGCCAAAAGUGGAGAUUUUUCGAUGUUUGACUGCCUAAAUGUAAGGUCGGCGGCAGAAAUGGAAACACUGUAG